Messenger RNA from Vanderwaltozyma polyspora DSM 70294, 1869 nucleotides. RefSeq names its product ferroxidase FET5 (gene FET5). Gene Ontology annotation, molecular function: copper ion binding; ferroxidase activity. Lineage: Eukaryota; Fungi; Ascomycota; Saccharomycetes; Saccharomycetales; Saccharomycetaceae. The transcript has a single exon. The record is from RefSeq and is a predicted model, not a curated record. The coding region runs from base 1 to 1869 and encodes 622 amino acids. Gene Ontology annotation, biological process: reductive iron assimilation; cellular response to iron ion starvation. Gene Ontology annotation, cellular component: fungal-type vacuole membrane.
AUGAGGAGUUUUUUGGUUAAUUUACGAUAUUUUUUGGUGAUUUUAAGUUUACUUAAAUUAAGUAGUUGUAAGACUCAUCGAUUUAGAUUUAAAGCAGAAUGGGUCAAGGCUGAUCCAGAUGGACUUGGUGAGAGACGUAUGAUUGGGUUUAAUGGAGAGUGGCCCAUUCCUGAUAUUCAUGUGGAUAAAGGUGAUCGUGUAGAGCUUUAUUUAACUAAUGGAUUUGGCGAUGGUACAAAGACUUCUUUACAUUUCCAUGGUAUCUUCUUUAAUUCUUCUUAUGGGAAUAUGAAUCAGAUGGAUGGUCCUGAUAUGAUUACCCAAUGUCCCCUUGGCGAUGGUGACACCUACUUUUAUAAUUUUACUGUUCCUGAUCAAGUUGGUACGUAUUGGUACCAUGCUCAUGCUGGGAGUCAAUAUGGUGAUGGGAUGAGAGCAGCAUUUAUUAUUCAUGAUCCUGAUGAACCUUUUGAAUAUGAUGAAGAUUGGGUUAUUGGACUGGCAGAUUUGUAUACUGAGCCUUCUUAUAAAAUUUCAAAGGGUUUCUUGUCAAGAUAUAAUCCAACUGGUGCAGAACCAAUACCAAGAAAUAUUUUAUUCAACAAUACUGUGAAUGCCACAUUACAUUUCGAACCUGGGAAGACAUAUCUGAUGAGAUUUAUUAACCAGGGAUUGUUUGUUUCACAAUACAUUUCCCUGGAAGACCAUUCUAUGACUGUAGUUGAAGUUGACGGUGUCUAUGUAAAACCUGAAGAGACAACUCUAUUAACGAUAGCUUCUGGUCAAAGAAUGUCGGUUAUUGUCCAUGCUAAGGACGGUGAUCCAAAGAGAAAUUAUGCGCUGAUGCAAAUAUCUGAUGCCUCAAUGCUGGAUGUAAUACCUCCUGAUUUACAAUUGAAUAGAACUAUUCAAAUAUCGUAUGAUUCGAAAUACCCAGCUGCGAAAGAAUUUUUCAUUGAAUCAUAUUCAAAUGCAGUCAAUGAUUUUUACUUGCAACCAUUGCAAGAAGAGGGUAUAAUGGAAGACUACGAUUUGCAGGUCAAAUUAGAUCUUAGAAUGAAAACCCUUGGAGAUGGGGUUAAAUAUGCAUUUUUCAAUAAUGUUACAUAUACAGCACCAAAGAUACCCACAUUAACGACCCUUUUGACAUCAGGAAGACUUGCUACUGACCCCCGCAUAUACGGUGACAAUAUUAAUUCUGUGAUAUUGAAAGGUGGUGAAAUUGUGGAAGUUGUAAUUAACAACUAUGAUCCUGGAAGACACCCAUUCCACCUACAUGGUCACAAUUUCCAAAUAGUUCAAAAAUCGCCAGCCUUUCACGAAAAUGAGACAUUCACAGAUGCUGAACAGGAUCGUAUCACGGUUCCCUACAAUGAAGACUCGCCAAUAAUGCCAUUUCCAGUUCAUCCAAUGCUAAGAGACACUGUUGUCCUUGAACCUAAUGGUCACGUUGUCAUCAGAUUUAGAGCAGACAACCCAGGUGUUUGGUUUUUCCAUUGUCACAUCAACUGGCAUGUUGAGCAAGGUUUGGCAGCAGUAUUCAUCGAAGACCCAUUGACUUUGCAAGCUAGAGAAACAUUGACCGACAACUAUAAAGACACAUGUUCCAACGUUGGGAUGGUGACAACAGGAAACGCAGCUGGUAAUUCAGAGGACUGGUUGGACUUAACAGGCUUGCCAAGACAACCAAAACCAUUACCUGAAGGUUUUACUAUCAAGGGAUACAUAGCAUUUGCAAUCUCUACCUUGAUCGGUAUUGGGGGACUAUACUCAAUUACCAAAUAUGGCUUACAAGAAUCGAUACCUAAUGACGCGGAAGUCUAUGAUAACCUGAAGAAGUUACUAGCCAAGAAUAAUAUUGAGACCUAA